UUAUGCAAACACAAGUAUAUGAAGGUUUGUGUGAAAAUUAUUUUUCUCUCGCUGAACCACAAAGGCAUAGAAUCAAAGUGCUUCUUUCGGACAUACUGGCUUUUCUUUCUUUCUUUCUUUUUUCCUUCUCUCUUGUGGAUAUUAUGGCUAAUAAUACAACAAGUUUAGGGAGUCCAUGGCCAGAAAACUUUUGGGAGGAUCUUAUAAUGUCCUUCACAGUGUCCAUGGCAAUUGGACUUGUCCUUGGAGGAUUGAUUUGGGCUCUGUUUGUUUGCUUGUCUCGAAGGAGAGCCAGUGCCCCCAUCUCGCAGUGGAGUUCAAGCCGGCGACCUAGGUCUUCUUACACCCACGGCCUCAACAGAACUGGAUUUUACCGCCACAGUGGCUGUGAACGUCGAAGCAACCUCAGCCUGGCCAGUCUCACUUUUCAGCGACAAGCUUCCCUGGAACAAGCAAAUUCCUUUCCAAGAAAAUCAAGCUUCAGGGCUUCAACUUUCCAUCCCUUUCUGCAAAGCCCACCACUUCCCGUGGAAACUGACAGUCAGCUGAUGACUCUCCCUUCUUCCAACACCUCUUCUACCGUCAACACUUCCCACAGUCUGAGCCGUCCUGAUUUCCACUGGUCCAGUAACAGUCUUCGAAUUGGCCUUUCAACACCGCCCCCACCUGCCUAUGAGUCCAUCAUAAAGGCAUUCCCAGAUUCCUGAGCAGGGUGCUUUGGCUUUUAAUUUGUUUCUUUCUUUUCUUGCCUUUUAUUGAAAGGAAAUCGUAAGUAGGCUAAACAGAAUUUUGAGGAAAUGGCCCAGAUGACUAAUGCCUUUCCAAGGUGAAAUAUGCUUGUGCAAGUUGGACAUUACAAUGUAAAACACCUUUUCUUAAACAUGUUUUUUUCUUUUUGUCUCACAAAAAUUAAUAUUUUUUCAAAUAGUUAUAUAUUUAUGUCUUUUUUUAUUCAAUAUGAGGAUUAUUAAAGAUAGUGAUGCUAAUCUAAGAAUCAGCUGUGAUGCAGUAUAUAUAUUUUAAACUAAAAUAAAAACUUUAGAUAUUUGUGAUUUACAAUCCUCAUUCACUUUCCAAAGUGACUA
Molecule: messenger RNA, 1085 nt
Organism: Ceratotherium simum simum (southern white rhinoceros)
Lineage: Eukaryota; Metazoa; Chordata; Mammalia; Perissodactyla; Rhinocerotidae
Gene: MYCT1
Product: MYC target 1
Cellular component (GO): nucleoplasm
Source: RefSeq, a predicted model, not a curated record